Molecule: messenger RNA, 1938 nt
Organism: Bubalus bubalis (water buffalo)
Lineage: Eukaryota; Metazoa; Chordata; Mammalia; Artiodactyla; Bovidae
Gene: TSKS
Product: testis specific serine kinase substrate
Exons: 11
Coding region: 69-1730 (553 amino acids)
Cellular component (GO): centriole
Molecular function (GO): protein kinase binding
Source: RefSeq, a predicted model, not a curated record
GGCAGUGGUCAGAAUAGGUGGAUAGUCUCGGAGGAAGGAGCCCCUGGGAGCCGGGCCCCCCACAUGCCAUGGCGAGCGUGGUGGUGAAGACAAUCUGGCAGUCCAAAGAGAUCCAUGAGGCCGGGGACCCCCCUGCGGGGGUCGAGAGCCGCUCCCAGCUGGUCCCCGAGACUCCUGGGGGGGUGACCAGCCCAGUCAAGGGGAUCGCGAAGAAAAAGAAGGCUGUGUCGUUCCACGGGGUUGAGCCUCGCAUGUCCCAUGAGCCGAUGCACUGGUGCCUGAACCUCAAACGGUCCUCGGCCUGCACCAAUGUGUCCCUGCUCAACCUGGCGGCCAUGGAGCCCACCGACUCCUCGGGGACAGACUCAACCACGGAAGACAGCAGCUCACUGGCACUGCCCAUGCCCCCUGCCUCCCCAACCCCACCCUGGGCACCAGAUGACCCAGACGUCACAGAAAUACUGAGUGGGGUCAACAGUGGAUUGGUGCGUGCCAAAGAUUCCAUCACCAGCUUGAAGGAGAAGACCACCCGGGUUAACCAGCACAUGCAGACGCUGCAGAGUGAGUGUUCUGUGCUGAGUGAGAAUUUAGAGAGAAGGCGGCAAGAGGCGGAAGAACUAGAAGGGUACUGUAGUCAACUCAAGGAGAACUGCCGGAAGGUGACCCGGUCGGUGGAAGACGCUGAAAUAAAAACCAACGUCCUGAAGCAGAACUCUGCCCUGCUGGAGGAGAAGCUGCGCUACCUCCAGCAACAACUGCAGGAUGAGACUCCAAGGAGGCAGGAGGCCGAGCUGCAGGAGUUGGAGCAGAAGCUGGAGGCUGGCCUCUCCAGGCACGGCCUGGGCCCCGCCACCCAGCCCCCAGGCUGCUCCGGUCCGUCAGGGAGCCCUGACGAACCCCCGCGACCACGAGGCCUGGCCCCAGGCGGCUGGGGAAUGGGGCCCCGGGCAGGGGAGGGCCCCAUCGUGAGCGAGCAGGAGUUGCAGAAGGUCUCUGCCGGCCUGGAGGAGCUGAGGAGGGAGGUGUCUUCGCUGACCGCCCGGUGGCAUCAGGAGGAGGGAGCCGUGCAGGAGGCCCUACGGCUGCUCGGGGGUCUGGGUGGCAGGCUCGAUGGCUUUCUGGGCCAGUGGGAGCGGGCGCAGCGCGAGCAGGCGCAGACCGCGCGGGGCCUGCAGGAGCUGCGGGGCCGGGCGGACGAGCUGUGCACCAUGGUGGAGCGGUCUGCAGUGUCUGUGGCUUCACUGAGGAGCGAACUGGAGGGGCUGGGCCCAGUGAAACCAAUUCUGGAGGAGCUUGGACGGCAAUUUCAGAGCUCUCGGAGAGUGUCUGACCUCUCUAUGAACCUGGAUCGGGGAGCCCAAGGCUCCUUUACCCGCUGUGCCAGCCAGGGGCAGCAGUUGUCCACGGAGUCCUUGCAGCAGCUGCUGGAACGAGCGCUGACCCCGCUAGUGGAUGAGGUGAAGCAGAGAGGCCUGGCUCCUGCCUGCCCCAGCUGCCAGAGGCUACACAAGAAGAUUCUGGUACCAAGGACCAUGGGCCACCAUGGUCCAGUUUGUGAUCAGGGCAGGGGGAGGGGAGCCCCAGGCACAAGGAUACUGCUGGAGCUGGAGCGCCAGGCCUUGGCCAAACACGUCAGGGCAGAGGCCCUGAGCUCCACCCUUCGGCUGGCCCAAGACGAAGCCUUGCGGGCCAAGAACCUACUGCUGACGGACAAGAUGAAGCCGGAGUGAGGAAGGAGGCUGAGGGCAUGGGAGGAGGGGAGAAGGUGGCCGCUCUGGACUAUCUACACUUGAAAAUGUGCUCCCUUCAUGAUCAGCUCAGCAACCUGCCGCUUGAGGGGUCCACGGGGACAAUGGGGGGAGGAAGUGGUGGGGGAACUCCCCCAAAACGUGGGGGCCCAACCCCUGAGCAAUAAAUGGCCCCUCAUGCUGGCAUGAA